AUGUCGUCCUUUUUCACAAUUCCAGCGUCUCAGCGCAAGCGGAAGAGAGACGAUCGAGUGGCUGCACCUGGAUCAAAGAAGCGGGGAAUUGCAGCAAAUGGAGAGACUCGCGAAAACUCCUCACGACAUAGACAAGACCGGGACGAAUCCAUAUCAGGAAGCGAUAUUGAAGAAGACGAGGAUGCCUCGGACUCAGGCCUCUCAGAAGAUGCGACAACUUCGGACUCGGACGAAGGCGAAACAGCCGCGGAGCGGAGAUUGAAACUGGCAGAGCGAUAUCUAGAAAAUAUCCGUGAAGAGGUAGUUGAUGAGGCUGGGUUUGAUGCUGCUGAGAUAGAUCGUGACUUGAUCGCUGAGCGAUUGAAAGAGGAUGUGGAUGAAGCCAAGGGUCGCAUAUUUCGGAAAAUAGCUUCUCAGCUCGAUUUCUCAGGCGCUUCACAUUCUUUCUUCCGAGCAGAUACCCAUGCAACCACUGCCGUAGCCAUACACCCUCCGUUUGCAUACACCGUCUCCAAAGAUCGAACACUUAUUAAAUGGGAAUUGGUAUCACCGAAAUUGGCGAAAACUACUGCCCAAGCAAAUGGUGAUCAGAAACGGCCAGAGCACCCAGGGAGGAAAAAGCCGAAACGAUUGAAGUUUGUGAAAGGUCUUCGAAAAGUUCGCGGGAGCCGAGAACUUCAAGGACAUACUGGGAAUAUCUUAACUCUUGCCAUAUCACCAUCUGGCAAAUAUAUUGCAACAGGUGGGGAGGAUAAAAAAUUAAUAAUCUGGGACGCCGAAACACUUGCCCCCAUGAAAACUUUUACUCAACACCGGGACGCUGUCAGUGGCCUGUCCUUCACACGACAUAUUUCUACGCAUAGCUCAGGAGAACAAUUAUUUUCAGGGUCUUUUGAUCGUACAAUCAAAACAUGGUCCCUCAGUGCCGGAGGCCAUGCAUACGUGGAGACUCUAUUUGGACACCAAGACAACGUGGUCUCAGUUGCCUCGAUGAUGACAGACCAGUGCGUGAGCGUUGGUGCCCGGGACCGAACAGCACGUCUAUGGAAAGUCAUCGACGAAACCCAACUCGUGUUCCGCGGCGAAUCCUCCAAGAAAGAAGAGUACCAAAACAACAACAUUGACUGUGUAGCUGUUAUACCACCAACUCACUUCGUGACCGGCUCUGAUUCCGGCUCUCUCUCCCUAUGGUCAAUCCACAAGAAAAAGCCUCUUCAUACUAUCCAACUCGCGCAUGGUUUCGACCCCAUACCCCCCCCUGAAGUAGCAUCGUCUGAGGUAGAUGCUGAAACCGCCGCUCGCAAUGCGCGAUUUAUGCGCCCUAUGCCUCGAUGGAUUACAGCUUUGACCACCGUACCUGGUACUGAUAUCGUUCUCAGUGGGAGUUGGGAUGGCUACAUUCGCGCCUGGCGAGUAUCAGACGAUAAGAAGUUGCUCAUUCCUCUCGGUCCCAUAGGCCCAGUGAGGCAAUCACAACCCAAACACACAUUCUUUACGACAAAUGGCGAUGAAUCCACCGAAGUUGCCCAUCAGGAGAACAAUGAUACACCAAAAGGACAAUCCGAAGAAGAACCGCUUCUCAAAGGCGUCGUGAACAGCAUUGCAGUGUUUGAACGCCGUCCCGAAACAGCCAGAACCAUCAAACCCAAAAAGUCAUCCGGCAAAGAACAACAACAAGUAGAGACUGCUCGCGGGUUAUGCAUCGUCGCGGCACUUGGCAAGGAGCACCGACUGAGUCGAAUGAAAUGCUUCGCGAAUAACUAUUUCGCCGGUCCCAGUGCCCAGGGUCGUAAUGGCGCUGUCGUUUUCGAGGUUCCGUUUUUUGAUAAUGUUGAUCAUGACCGGAUAGAGGCUGAAGCGGCGUUGUCUGCAUAA
This is a messenger RNA of Talaromyces atroroseus, 1875 nucleotides long. RefSeq lists its product as hypothetical. The record is from RefSeq and is a predicted model, not a curated record. The transcript has 2 exons. Gene Ontology annotation, cellular component: small-subunit processome. Gene Ontology annotation, molecular function: snoRNA binding; protein binding. Lineage: Eukaryota; Fungi; Ascomycota; Eurotiomycetes; Eurotiales; Trichocomaceae. Bases 1 to 1875 code for a protein of 624 amino acids.